Messenger RNA from Pyricularia grisea, 5550 nucleotides. RefSeq lists its product as uncharacterized. Bases 308 to 5020 code for a protein of 1570 amino acids. The record is from RefSeq and is a predicted model, not a curated record. Gene Ontology annotation, biological process: regulation of transcription by RNA polymerase II. NCBI's taxonomy places the organism in Eukaryota, Fungi, Ascomycota, Sordariomycetes, Magnaporthales, Pyriculariaceae. Gene Ontology annotation, molecular function: transcription coregulator activity. Gene Ontology annotation, cellular component: mediator complex. The transcript has 2 exons.
CGGCCACAGCAACCCACACUGCACGAUUCGCAGCCUCAUCAAUUCCAACGCCAUUCCCGACGACAUGAACCGUUGAAACCACGUGAACACAUCACCACAACCCGAUCCGAACACAAGAGCGACGGCGACAGAACCAUAAGCGACAGACAGCCUUACAAAGAAAAUUCUUUGCCCACUGGCGAUAAAAGAAGAAAACAAUAAGAGACAAGUGACGGAAAGAACCACGGGACUUCGCUCUGCCAACCGAACCUAAUCGACGUCUGCGGAUACCUGCAACAAUAAUGGCCGCUCUGCCUUUUCACCCGAGAUGACGUCCCGGCCCUCUCUGGCCGUCCAGCAGCAGCGGCAGCCCACGAGAUCGCUUAGUGGUGGCCCUCCGAUGAGGCAGUCGGGCCCUCCUCCUCCUCCCCAGCGAACCUUGAGCCAGUCCUAUCUGCCGCACGACCUUGCCGGCGACGUCGCUCCUCGAAAUGGCGCCAGCAUACGUCGAGGAGGCUCGCGCCUCAAGUUGGAACUUUGCAACGACUCCUUUGGCCACUUGCCCUCCCUCGCCGAUUCGCCCACCACCGCUAUCGACUCCUCCAAGGCCUUCACACCCUCGCGCAUCAUGUCCAUGGCCGAUAGCGCCUCCGAUAUCGAUAUGGGCGCACUGAGCCCCAAUAACCCAAAUCGUGUAUUACCAGACGGCAUGUCUAUGCUUGACACGCCGUCCGAACCCCCAAACACUGCCCUACCGAUGCCGCGGCGUCGCAAUCGAUUCCCCGUACCCGAUCCUCGUAGAAAAUCCGCGCCGGCACCUCCUCCACCGCUUAAGAAAGAUGCAAGACCGAGGCCCUGGGCAAUCGAGACGCCGAGCAUCGCGCCCAAAUAUCACCAACGCACCCCAGAUCCUCAUGCCCCAGGAGUAGCGACUCGAGGUACUCCUGCAUCAAGCAGAGCAGGAUCUUCCACAACUAGCGGAGCGCAAGUCGGCCAUUGCGCCGAUUUCUUUCCCUGGGUUGGUGACCACCCGGAGGAUCAUUUUUCACAUAAAAUCAUUACAGAGGGACACUACGAGCGUCAACCAGGUCAGCACGAGACCUCUUCGGCCAGGAACUAUGUUUUCCAGGCCCUCAAACAAAACCGAGGACUGCAGGGUCUAUCGCUUGUAUACAGCGAGGUCAUGAGGCACAGAAGAGAUAUUGGCCAAGUAGUAGCACCACCAAGCUUCAAGCCACCACCGCGAGUGACUUUGACGGAUACAAAACGUGAGGUUUGGCUGAGGGACCUUGCGAACCCAGCCAUUACGUUACGCCGGCUCAGCCGGACGAUACCGCAUGGUAUUCGCGGCCGAGUGUUACUUGACCAGUGCCUCAACAAGAAGGUUCCUGCCGAACGUGCUGUUUGGCUUGCAAAAUGCGUCGGCGCCAACGAAAUCCGCGCAGUCAAGCGCAAGGGAGCCAACGGUGCUCUGGUUAUGGGUGGCGAGGCCAAGUGGAUUCGCGACUGGACUAUUUGUGUCGAACAGUUUGUCGAAACCUCAGUUUUACUUGUUGCCUCUUCCGACUGGAACAAGUGGAGGGCUGACUAUGCUGUACGCCUUGCACGCCAUUUGUUUUGCGCCGAACUCCUCGAUAAAGAUCAUUACUUAGAAUGGCUAGUUGCGGGCGUGGAGAACAGCAACUUCUCCAAACUCCCCUUUCGGCUCGUUUUAUCUCAAAUACACUGGAAAGACAUUCUCCGCCUCAGGAAACAUGGCCGAAGAUUGGUCUGCGAUAUCCUUAACCACCUUCAAACUAUACAGGCACACCCCGACCGCGAGCUGUUCCAACCUUUGGAAGAUCAACUCACUUCAACAGUUCGAAGUCUAAUGAUGAUGGCGCCGGAGAGCUUUGUGUUGCCUUCAAAAUGGCCAAAACUACGAUCCACAGUCCAGAAUAUCUUGCCGCCUGAUGACUGGCCGUUACAAACAGUCUUUCGAACUAUUGAUAGUCGCAACGAACAGUUAACCGCCGGUUGUGUUCGAUCACAACCUGCGGCUCGAAGUGUAUUGAUCAAAGUGCUUGACAAUGCACUGCAGUCAUCGAUUCCCGAGGAUUUAUCUGCCCGCUGCUUGGCCGUCAACAAGGAUAUCGGGGCUGUUGCCAGGAUCCUGCUGGAAUGGGCAACCUCUUCCCAGCGACCCGGAUCGACCAAGAUAUAUAUUGCUGCUUAUCUUCUCAGCACCUGGGCGUCUCUACCUGGCUUCGGAAUCACUGAUACUAUCCUUAGGUUCAUUGGUUCUACUGCGAUUCAAGAUAGCCUGCGUAAGGAAUUCAUAUUCCAUUUAGUCGCCGAACUGGUCAGAGCCGAACUGUUCUCGAUGGAAAGGUACAUACAAUGGCUUAUCGCACGAGGUGGUGUCAAAAAUCCCACCGAUGUGGAACCUGACGGACCUGCGGAUACUCGCCUUCUGGUCGAACUCCCAAUAAACGCAAUAAGCGAAUCUCUGAAAAACAUCCGAGCCAGCAUGCUAAGGAGAGCAACUUACCCCGUCGCGGACCAGAACCGAGAGAUUGAGAACGCCAUCGACAUCACGAAGCGUAUAAUGGGCUGGGGUCAACUUGCGUUCCCGGGGAAGCAUGUUCCAAAUAUGUCUUUGCAGAAGUUCACGAAACGACUCACAAGGGCUGGCUUUCAGGUAAAACUGCAGGUUGCGGUCUGGCUGCGAGGGGCCUUUAUGGACACAAUCAAGUCGCAACAGGCCUCUGGUCAGAAGGAAGGGCUUGGCAGCCUAUCCGACACCAUUUUCUGCAAUGUGCGCAGGAUAUUGGAAGCCUGUGAGGACUUUCGUAUGCUGGGUGAAGUCAUCCAGGCUCUUGUGCCAAUGACUAUGUGUGCAGACAUUCUGGCGUCCUGCAGUGACACCCUAACUAUGCACACUCAGGUCUUUGCCGCUCUGAGGCAGCUCAACCCACUAUCGGACUGUCUUAUGUCGAGACUGACCCCAAUAGUCGCCGAAGAAACCGGCCCAGGAGUUAGACGGUUGCUGGCAUCCAUCACCGGUCUAGUGGCUUGCUUACCCGGCAAGGAAGACCUGGCUGUUAAGCUCGGCAUGGACCUCCUGCGCUAUGACAGAAGUUCGGCCAUCGAUGCAUGCUCCCCGGUGUCAGAUAAUAACCCCGACGGCGAUUUGCAGGAAGAAGGGGCCAUCGAGCGACUACUUGCCAGCGGCAGUAGUAUGGACAAGCCGACAUUGGAGCGUCUCUUCGGCACUCUAGUCGACACUCUCAGGCCAAACAGCGCCGAUGACAAUACAGAGAAAUUCAGAAGCUCAAUCAGUCUACUCACAAAACUGCGCGUAUUCGACUCGGAAUACUUCGAUUCCCAGAUGACGAAGUGGAUUCAGACUCGAAGCAAGUCAUCCGGCGCCAUCGAAAUCCUACGGCUUUAUCCGCUCAUGAUCUCUUGCGGCUGCUUGAGCUUGCCCCUCCUCCUGACUGCGCUAUACGGAGACGCGUUCACCCAAGAUUCAGCUACAACAAGCGGAGCGAGGCCACCGUUAUUUCACCAAGAAGUGAUCAAGCUACUCAUUCGGCCACUUUCCGAACGCUCAUCUACUUCCAUGUCAACGGAUGAGCAGUAUCGAUUUCGAAUCGCACAAUCCCUGGUUGUCAAGAAACAGCCCGUUGCGUUUCUGACCGUCAUGAGACUGGCCAUCGGCGAGUUUGCAGGAAGUCCGACUGAAGGGAGAUCCAAUAUGCCACUCGCCGAUAAGAUCCUACGCACUUCUAUACGCUCGGCCCUCAUGGAACUAGCACUCGGGGAUUCGAGCAUGGUUGCCCGUGUUCUGCUGAACAACAAGCAAGCGAAUGCAGCCGAAGUAGCGGCAUUACUAGAGACUGAAAUGGACAAGAUCCUACUACCCGCAAAAACAGGUUUCGGCGACGCAGACUCGGAGUCAGCUGUGCAUAUCUCAUUCGAAGAGAUCCUCCAACUGACAAACGAACUCACACUACCGUUUUGCCAGCUGAAACUCCGCGCAAGCCUCGCUGCAGAGAGCUCAUCGUUAGCAGGUGGUCACGCUGGUGAUGCUGGCCAACGUCUACAAUCGCAGCUUGAUCUCUUUGCAGGCGCCAUGGAUAAAGCCAUAGAUGCUCGAAACAUGACGUGGACAGGGUUGCUUAGCUGUCUCAACCCGGAGAUUACGCAGCAUCUCAAGAACAGAGCACAGGCGCGCUUUCUUGACAUGCUGCCAUCAACUAGCAAAGAGCCUUUGGGCCUAGUAUCCAUGGAGAUAGAUGCGCCCGGGCCAGACCUGAAGGAAUGUGACGAGAUGGCGGAGAGCCUGGUGUCGGUAGUUGAUGCGAUUGUCAGGGGUGGUUCUAUGGGCCGCCCGCCGCAGCUUGUGCCGGCCAUGGCCGAUAAGCUCAUGGAUCUUUGGGAGAUCCUGACGAUGAGCCCGAUGUCUGCAGUCCAAGCAGAUACCCGCCAUGCUGUCCAGAAGCACUGGCUUCCGCACCUUUUGACGUUUAUAACGUUGCACACGGCGACUUUUGACACGUCCAAGGCUAGUAUCGAGGUGCGGGCCCGUGCCGUUCUGGCGCUCUCGGGUAUUAUGAUAGAGCUCUCCAAUAGCCUGAUGGCUCCGGCAGACUCUUCAGCAUCUUCUGAACCGAACCCAUCGGCUCUCAUACAGCGCGUUUUUGACUCGGCGCUAGUGUUAGUCGACAGCCUUCCAGAAGACGUACGAAUGGGGGUGGGUCGAGUUAUUCUCGAGAGCACGUCCGACUCCAGGCUGCGUUAUCUCAUGAGUUGGAUACCGGAUCCAGGGGCCGACAGGCACUAUUUGGUCCCCGGAGUAGGGGUCACAGCCGCAGGAAGCGGAUCAGACCCGAGGAGGGCUGCCCUUAUAAGUCAGCUGACAGCAGCUCCUCCAGAGUCUAAGGGGAAGCCUUUCGCGCCGAGGCGGUGGGAGCUACUCAACGAGCCCACACCGAACAUUGGCGAGAAUGACAGCAGUCUGAGCUUGACGCUGUUCAGGGCUUUCAAGUUGCAAUAACCAUAAUUCCUUUUGUAAAUACCCCCAUGCAUUCUUUUUUCUCUGUCGGGUUUAGGUUUAUCUUUUCUUGGGAAAGUCUCAUUGUUUGGCGCGUCGCAUUGCAUGGGAGAUCGGAUGAUUAUUCCAAAGUCAUGGGCAUGAGAACGAACGGGGGCGUGGUGUUGGUGUGUCCUUGGGAGAUUGGGUUUCUCAUUACGAUACUUUUUUUUUCUACUAUCAUACCAUAUAGUCUAACUUUAACUUUCUGUGUAUAGCGAUUUUUUACCGCCAUAAUUCCCUUUCUCUCUCCCUCUUCCCUUCUCUAGUAUGUUCUCUUCCUCUCCUGUCGCGGUUUUCGCUGCAGAUUCUGUAACAAAGCAACACGAAGGACGAGACGGGACAACCGGGGAGUUUUGAUGGGGACCGCAGAGGGCGACUUUUGCUAUCCCUGGGAAGUAUGUAUAUACGGUAUAUCCAGGGCCAUACUGUAUGGUACCCAAGUGUUUUUUUUUUAUUCGACUUUCAUUUUGACCUCGCACCGUUAACAUGGA